Messenger RNA from Populus euphratica (Euphrates poplar), 1029 nucleotides. Its product is annotated as nifU-like protein 2, chloroplastic. Gene Ontology annotation, cellular component: mitochondrion; chloroplast stroma. Lineage: Eukaryota; Viridiplantae; Streptophyta; Magnoliopsida; Malpighiales; Salicaceae. Gene Ontology annotation, molecular function: iron ion binding; iron-sulfur cluster binding. The transcript has 4 exons. Gene Ontology annotation, biological process: iron-sulfur cluster assembly. Bases 144 to 842 code for a protein of 232 amino acids. The record is from RefSeq and is a predicted model, not a curated record.
UUUAUGCCUUCCUGGCGGAAUCAGCACCCCAAACAAACGGAGACACAGCUUUGCCCACUCCUCUUUCUUCCCCAUCUCCCAUAAGCCACUGUCCGCUCUUCCCAUUUCUUGCCAAAAUCCAAAAUAAAGGAAGAAGUAGAGAGAUGCAAUCGGUGGUCUGGAACCCAACUCACUGUAGUGCCCAACAAACCCUAGACACCCCCUGCAGCUCUCCUCUUCUUCAUCAUAAGAGUUGUAAAGGCUUUUUUGGUUCCCAUGUGAGGAGCGCCAAUCAGCUGCGGCAAGGCAGCCCUUGCCAUUCCUUACAGGCUCGACUGCCUUCUUUCACACAGAGGAGGCUAGUUGUAAAGGCUGUUGCUACUCCAGAUUCGGCGGUAGAAUUGCCGUUAACCGUGGAUAAUGUUGAGAGUGUAUUGGAUGAGGUUAGGCCCUAUCUGAUUUCAGAUGGUGGUAAUGUGGCAUUGCAUGAGAUUGAUGGGAAUGUUGUACGGUUAAAACUACAAGGAGCAUGCAGUUCUUGUUCUGCUUCUGUUAUGACAAUGAAGAUGGGUAUUGAGCGUCGUUUAAUGGAAAAGAUUCCUGAGAUAGUUGCAGUAGAAGCUAUAUCGGAUGAAGAAACCGGACUUGAGCUGAAGGAAGAAAAUAUAGAGAAGGUGCUGGAAGAAAUAAGGCCAUACCUUGUUGGGGCAGCUGGAGGAUCUCUUGAACUAGUGGCAAUUGAGGAGCCAGUAGUUAAAAUCCGAAUAACAGGACCAGCAGCUGGGGUCAUGACCGUACGAGUGGCUGUUACCCAGAAAUUACGAGAGAAAAUUCCAGCCAUUGCUGCAGUUCAACUCCUAUGAUAUUCUUGCAUAUUUCUAGGUCGGGACAUGAGUUUAUCAAAUAGACAGUUGUUAAACUCCCAAUACCUGUAUUCUGAAAAUCCAGCACUUUAGCUUGUGUACAGUUUAGAUGGGUGCAAUUGCUUGAGUAUUGACAUUCUGAAAAUCCAAUUAAAGGAAAUUGAAACUGCUAGUCAUUUUGUAUUCA